This is a messenger RNA of Theobroma cacao (cacao), 839 nucleotides long. Its product is annotated as profilin-4. Gene Ontology annotation, cellular component: cell cortex. The record is from RefSeq and is a predicted model, not a curated record. Gene Ontology annotation, molecular function: actin monomer binding. NCBI's taxonomy places the organism in Eukaryota, Viridiplantae, Streptophyta, Magnoliopsida, Malvales, Malvaceae.
CCACCCCCCCAUAGCUCCCAACACAACAUUUCUUGGUAGUAAAGGAAACCAACUUAUAACAAGAAAGAAAAAUACUAUAACCCAGAACAAUGUCGUGGCAAACUUACGUAGAUGAGCACUUGAUGUGUGACAUCGAUGGCCAAGGCCAGCACCUGACUGCCGCUGCUAUCAUUGGCCAUGAUGGUAGUGUCUGGGCUCAGAGCUCUACCUUCCCUCAGUUCAAGCCUAAUGAGAUCACUGACAUCAUGAAAGAUUUUGAUGAACCAGGCCACCUUGCCCCUACAGGCUUACACCUUGGUGGCACAAAAUAUAUGGUCAUCCAGGGUGAGCCUGGGGCUGUCAUUCGUGGCAAAAAGGGAUCAGGAGGGAUCACUGUUAAGAAGACUGGACAAGCUCUUGUCUUUGGCCUCUAUGAAGAACCAGUGACUCCUGGACAAUGCAACAUGGUUGUUGAGAGGUUGGGUGAUUAUCUUGCUGAUCAGGGCCUCUAGACCUAGCUUCCAAAUACUAAAUGCCAUUUUCUUUUUGAAGUUUUGAGUUCUAAGUUUGCAUCUACUUCCAUUGAAAACUAUGGUUGUUAAGAUGGCUUGGUGUUUGGCAUUUGGUUCAUCGACUUGCUUCCUUCACCUUUAUGAUAUCUGCAUUUUCUUUGUUUCUUUGGUUCUCUUUGUAAUCCCCAUCAGUGGUUGCGGUUUCUAUUUUUUGUUGGGCACAAUUUGAUGCCAUCGUCGUUUUUUUUGCUUUGAUUUUUUUCCAUGUUUUGGUUUGAAUACAGCGUGCCAAUUUGGUGUUUUUGUGAAUGAGAAUAUUGAGAGAAUCAAAUUUGAAGUUCCUGAUCG